Messenger RNA from Pneumocystis jirovecii RU7, 3546 nucleotides. RefSeq lists its product as uncharacterized. Bases 1 to 3546 code for a protein of 1181 amino acids. Gene Ontology annotation, cellular component: intracellular anatomical structure; spliceosomal complex. Gene Ontology annotation, molecular function: RNA binding; ATP binding. Gene Ontology annotation, biological process: mRNA splicing, via spliceosome. The transcript has 7 exons. The record is from RefSeq and is a predicted model, not a curated record. Lineage: Eukaryota; Fungi; Ascomycota; Pneumocystomycetes; Pneumocystales; Pneumocystaceae.
AUGAGUUCUUUUCCUGGCUUUGGAGAUGCGUUUACACAUGCAAUUGCCAUUCGACUUUCAAGACACCUCAAUUUGAUUAAUCCCAAUGAUAUUCUUGCACGGAGGGUCCUUUCUUUGGCUAUAGAAAAGAAUGAUAUUGCUUCUUUUAUUAAAGCAAUUCAGACAUUUGGUAGAUUUAGUGAUGAGGCAGCCGAAAUGUUGUGGAAAGAUAUUAGACAAGAAUGGCUAAAUUUGUCUGAAACAAAUGUUUCAGUGCAGUCUACUACAUUUUCUUCUGAUGUAGACCAACUUCCAGCAUCACUGAAUUCUACAGUAGGCGGUCUUUUGCCAUCAAGCUUUUCAGUAUCUGAUACACAUACAUCUCAUAAUCCUCAUCGUCCUUCACUUCUUGGAUUAGAUAAGCUUGCUCAAAAAAAAAGAAAUGAAAUGAUAUUGAAAACAGAAAGAUUUGCUAAACGACUAUCAUCAGAGACAGAUUCUGAAUAUUCAGAGUCUGACAAGAUUGAGUUUAAAGCACCACUUCCUAAAAAGGACGAAAAUUCUUUUAGCUCUAGAAGUAAUGCACGUAUUCGUCGAAUUGAUACACCUAGCUAUGGCUCAGGGCUUAGUGAAGCUUCUAAAGAAAGUCUGAAAAAUUAUAAAUCAAGACAUGAAAAUGUAAAAGGUGGGCUAUUUGAGAAAAAAGCAUCUACAAAUCAUAGCAAUCGUGAAAGUUAUGAUACUGAACAUUUUAAUGAAAAGCACAACUCAUUAUUACGUAAAGAUUUUCCAAAAGAAAAAUUUUCUUUCAAUAAUACUGAAAUAUCUAAUAAAAGAAGUUUUUCAAAAUAUAGUGAAAGAAAUACAGGUUCGCAUGCAAAUACAAAUGGAAUGGAUAGGUUUGGAUAUGCUAGUACUCCUAGAGUUACAGAUUCUGCUUUGGAUAACCAAGAAUUACAUUAUUCAGACAAAAAUAUGAAAAACGGUUAUGAUACAGUAGAAUGGGAAAAUAAUUUAGCAAAAAUUGAUCGUGAUUGGUAUAAUACAGAUGAAUUUGGCAAUGUUUAUGGAGAUGAAGUACAUAAUCCUUUUUUUCAAUUUGAAGAUCAAGAAAAGAACCAAAAUGAAAUGUUACUUAAAAAAAAAACCAAAAGAAUAUCUGCAAAACAAAGGGAAUUUAAUAGAGAAAAUGACCAUUGGGAAAUGAAUCGUAUGCUUACAUCUGGUGUGGCACAACGUUCUUACGUUGAUAUGGAUUUUGAGGAUGAAAAUCAGAAUAGAGUUCAUCUUUUGGUUCAUGAUCUGAAACCAUUAUUUCUUGACGGUAGACAAGUUUUUACUAAACAACAAGAUCCUGUUUCCGCUGUUAAGGAUCCGCAAAGCGAUAUGGCUGUUUUUGCACGUAAAGGAUCGUUGCUUGUAAAAGAGCGUAGGGAACUUUCAGAAAGAAUGAAAGCAACAGCUGAAGUUGCAAAUCUUGCAGGGACUACUUUAGGAAAUUUAAUGAAUAUUAGAGAUGAGGCUAAAGAUAAAAUAGAAGAAGCCAAAUUCAAACAAAAGUUUGAUGGAAAUGAUCUAGAUAUUAAAGAAAGUAAUAAAUUUUCAACUUAUAUGAAAAAAUCAGAAGCAGCAAGCGAAUUUUCUCGCGGAAAGUCUUUAAAAGAACAAAGAGAAUACUUACCUGCAUUUGCAGUCCGUGAAGAUCUUUUGAAUGUUAUAAGAGAAAACCAAGUAACAAUUGUAAUAGGUGAAACAGGGUCUGGAAAAACUACACAAUUAACUCAAUUUUUGCAUGAGGAUGGUUAUUCUAGUUAUGGUUUAAUUGGAUGUACGCAACCUCGAAGAGUUGCUGCUAUGAGUGUUGCAAAACGUGUUAGUGAAGAAAUGAUGGUAAAAUUAGGGACUAUUGUUGGUUAUUCUAUCCGUUUUGAAGAUUGUACAAGUUCCGAUACUGUUAUUAAAUAUAUGACUGAUGGUGUUUUAUUACGUGAAUCACUUAUAGAUUUAGAUUUGGGUAAAUAUUCAUGCAUUAUUAUGGAUGAAGCACAUGAAAGAUCGCUUAAUACAGACAUUCUAUUAGGAUUGAUAAAAAACAUAUUGACUAGAAGGAAGGAUUUAAAAUUAAUUGUUACUUCUGCAACAUUAAAUGCUGAACGGUUUUCACACUUUUUUGGUAAUGCACCUCAAUUCACUAUACCAGGACGUACUUUUCCUGUAGACAUUUUAUUUUCUAAAUCACCAUGUGAAGAUUAUGUGGAUAGUGCAGUUAAACAGGUGCUUACUAUCCACUUAUCACAUCCUCCUGGUGAUAUAUUAGUAUUUAUGACAGGACAAGAAGACAUCGAAAUUACUUGUCAGGUUAUUAUGGAACGCUUAGAACAGCUUGAUAAUCCACCUAAGCUAUUAGUGCUGCCUAUUUAUUCACAGAUGCCUGCUGAUCUUCAAGCAAAAAUAUUUGAACGUGCUGAGAAUAAUGCUCGGAAAGUAGUUGUUGCAACAAAUAUAGCAGAAACUUCAUUGACAUUGGAUGGAAUUAUGUAUGUUGUUGAUUCUGGAUAUUGUAAAUUAAAAGUUUAUAAUCCAAGAAUGGGUAUGGAUGCGCUUCAAAUAACUCCUAUAUCUCAGGCAAACUCAAAUCAAAGAUCUGGAAGAGCUGGUCGUACGGGAGCAGGAAUUGCGUAUCGUUUAUAUACAGAAGCAGCAUUUCAAAAUGAACUUUAUAUACAAACUAUACCAGAAAUUCAGCGUACUAAUUUAGCUAAUACAAUACUAUUACUUAAAUCUCUUGGAGUUAAGGAUUUGCUUAAUUUUGAUUUUAUGGAUCCUCCUCCUGAAGAUACAAUUAUGUCGAGUUUGUUUGAUCUAUGGACAUUGGGUGCAGUAGAUAAUAUUGGGAACUUAACUCCUUUAGGGCAAAGAAUGUCUUCUUUUCCUAUGGAUCCACCUCUUUCAAAAUUAAUAAUAGCUUCAGAAGAUUACGGAUGUACAGAAGAAAUGCUAACUAUAGUUUCAAUGUUAUCUGUUCCUCCUGUUUUUUAUAGACCUAAAGAAAGACAAGAAGAAAGUGAUGCUGCUAGAGAAAAGUUUUUUGUUCCUGAAUCUGAUCAUCUUACAUUAUUGCAUGUUUAUUCUCAAUGGAAGUCUAAUGGUUAUCGUGAUGAAUGGUGUAUGAAACACUUUUUACACCCAAAAGUAAUGCGUAGAGCACGUGAAAUUCGUCAACAAUUAAUGGAUAUUAUGAAAUUUCAAAAAAUGAAAUAUAUUUCCUGUGGAUCUGAUUGGGAUGUUGUUCGAAAAUGCAUUUGUUCAGGAUACUUUCAUCAUGCUGCGAGAGUUAAAGGAAUAGGGGAAUAUAUACAUAUUCGCUCAGGAAUGCCAUGUCAUUUACACCCUACAUCUUCUCUUUAUGGGUUAGGUUAUCUUCCUGAUUAUGUAAUAUAUCACGAAUUGAUAUUAACAUCAAAGGAAUAUAUGAGCAUUGUAACAUCUGUUGAUCCUUAUUGGUUAGCAGAACUAGGUGGAAUGUUUUAUUCUGUUAAAGAAAAAGGUUAUAAAUAUAAAUUAUAA